CAAUUUGGUAGUCGAAAUCAGAAUCAACUCGUUCGCUGAGCAAUCAACAAGCCUUUCUUCUACUCCUUCAACUUCUUCACAAAACCCCUCAACAACAACAUGAAGUUCGCCAUUGCCGUAGUCAUGUUCGUGUGCGCCGUCGCCGGUGCUCAGGCUUCGUGGGCCGCGAUUGCUCCAGGUGUCUCCUAUGUGAACUCGGUGGCCCAUGGCAGUCCCGCUCUGUGGGGAGGUGCCUGGAAUGGUGCCUGGAACGGCGCCUGGAAUGGUGCCUGGAACAACGGCUGGGCCGGCCCAGCUUCCGUCGCCGUCCAGGCCGCUCCCUGGGGUCUCGGUCCUCUCGGCUGGAACGCUGGUAUUCCCGGCAUUGCCCUAGCUCAGGGUCCCGGUCCCGCUGCCCUGGGUCCCCAUGGUCCUGAGGGUGUCUAUGUUGCCAAGACUCGUGGUGCCAUCCACACCGCUCCCCUUGCCGGUCACAUCAACUCUGCCACCUCCGUGAAUGUGGCACCUGCUCCCGGUACUCUGUAAAUGCUGCCAAAAACACCCACAACAUGCCAAAUGAAGUGAGCGGCAGGCGGGGCAGGACAACAGUCGGGAGUGAACCGUGCGAAGCAGGCGCAACCAGUUGUUGUCUCUCUCUCACUCUACGCUAUCCACUUCUUUUCACGAUUUCAACGACUCUCUACUCGGAUACUCUACCACCACCACCACAACACAACCACCCAUUAGUUAUUAAGCACACCGCUCUUAGUCCCGUUUGCGAACCCGAGAACCACUCGGUUCUUCAACUGAAACACACUCGCACUCACGCGCACAUUUGAGUUAAAUCUGUGUUCAGCAAAUAAGUCCAACAACUGCAAUUACAACAACUACAACCAACAAAUAACAGCAUGUUAAUUUCUUAUUACUUGAGAACUUUACAAACCACCUGCCUAUCCGACAAUUCCUCUUAUACUUCUUCAAUCUACCUAUCUAUCUAUCUGUCUAUUGCAACAAUAUACUUUCUAUCUAUCACACUCGA
This is a messenger RNA of Drosophila navojoa, 1018 nucleotides long. RefSeq lists its product as uncharacterized. NCBI's taxonomy places the organism in Eukaryota, Metazoa, Arthropoda, Insecta, Diptera, Drosophilidae. The record is from RefSeq and is a predicted model, not a curated record.